This is a messenger RNA of Gambusia affinis (western mosquitofish), 2437 nucleotides long. It is a transcript of the gene hps1, whose product is annotated as HPS1 biogenesis of lysosomal organelles complex 3 subunit 1. The record is from RefSeq and is a predicted model, not a curated record. Lineage: Eukaryota; Metazoa; Chordata; Actinopteri; Cyprinodontiformes; Poeciliidae. Gene Ontology annotation, molecular function: guanyl-nucleotide exchange factor activity. Bases 390 to 2420 code for a protein of 676 amino acids. Gene Ontology annotation, biological process: melanosome assembly; vesicle-mediated transport. Gene Ontology annotation, cellular component: BLOC-3 complex. The transcript is spliced from 20 exons.
AGAGUCGUGGCUGCAGUCACAUGACUGCGUUGCGCUUCGGUCGAAAAGUACGGAAGGAAGCAAUGAACACAAGCUGUACCUGCAGAGAAAAAAGCAGAAGAAAACUGGACUUUUCAACAGCAGAAAAGGACGGCGAUGCAGAGAUUAUUCCGAGAACUGAGCUGAGAACCCAGAAUUGGGCCAUACAAGCGCUUCGUAUGUAACAUCGCUAUGCUUUUUUUGGCAUACAAAGAGAUGAGUAAAAAAACGCACAUGAUGUGUGCUUGAUGGGAAACUGCGAACCUUCAUCUCAGUCAAUAGCAGAACAAGACUGUGUGACUUAAGUUCCAAGCACUUCAUUGUGUAGCAUCCUUUUCUGAAUAUUUGACGGGAAGACGUUUCUGGUCCAGAUGAAGUGCUUGUUGAUAGCCAGCGAGAGCGCCGAGGUCCUCUUCCACUGGAGUGACCGCGAAUAUCGCCAGAAUAUCCAGGAGAAGUAUGGGGUCUCUCAGGAGGAAGGCGAGGGGCUUCCUGCCUUUGAAGACAUCUUGAGCACUUUGUUUGCUCCCAUCAUUAUCUCCUGCAGCACCUUGGAGGACAGCUACACCUCCUUCACCACUGAGAACAACCACAUCUACGUCCUACACCAGUUCGACGAGUGUCUCUACAUCGCCGUGAACGGGGACGGCGAAGAAAAGGAGGACGACCUGAGGAGAAAAUUGUACGUGCUGAAAAAGAUGGUGGAGGUCAUGUUCGGCAUGGUCACGCUCAGUGGGAACCUCCUGAGGAGAGAACUGCGGCCUCAGGACACGGAGCAGAGAGCGAGGCUCUGGAAGUAUCUGCAGAGCCUGCUGGAGACCUACAGCCUCCUCCGGGAGAACGACCAGAGCUUCUUAGUGGAGGCGGUGGAGCGCUUGAUUCACCCGCAGCUCUGUGAGCUGUGCAUAGAGUUCCUGGAGCGCCGCCUGGUCCAGCAGCUCAACAGCAGUGUGGAGCGAGCAGGAGAGGAGGUUCUGCACGCCUUCGUCCUCGUUCACACCAAGCUGCUCGCUUUCUACUCCAGCCGCAAUGCCAGCAUCCUCUCCCCCUCAGACCUGCUGGCCCUCAUCGUCAUGGCACAAAAUAUGUAUCCCAGCAAUGUAGAUCUGGACGACAUGAGUCCAGAGGAUACUGAGAGCACAUCCGGUUCUGGCCCUGAAAAUUUCUAUACACCAGAACCUUCCCCCUCCAGUAGAAGCUCCAGUAGCUCAGGGAAAGCUGGCCGAGGAGAAACUCCUGUGUUUGAGUUUGUGGACCCAGAAAUCCAGAUGGCAGAGGACAGCUUGCACACUCUGGAAAUUAACCCACCGGACCCUGCGAGCCCUCGGAGAGUUUUCCUCGAGGUAUCACACAAAGAUGGGCCAUUUCCCAUGAUGCCUCACUCCAUGUACUGCCUCUCACUGUGGCCAGGCAUCACACUAGUGCUGCUCACCAAGAUUUCCUCCAGUGCACUGGCCAUCUCGGUGUAUAAGUACUUGGAGGAAUUUGACAAGCUGGAGAAACGAUUACACGAAGGCCAUGGAGGUCCCGCCUCAGCCAGAAGUCCUCUGAAUAUGCAGGACAUCCGCUCCAAAAUGGACAAAUUCAUCAAAUCUUUGGAGCCCCAUGACUUACAGUAUGCGCAGUUACAAAAUGUCUGGGCAGAGUUCAAGAGCCGAGCCUUUUCCAGAGGAGGUUCUGGUUUCAACAAAGAUCUCAUCCCGUGGUGUAAGAACAUGAAGACGCAGUUGUGUGGAAUAUACAGACAGUGUUUCCUGACUGGUUCUUUGUCUGCUGAUGUUACUCAUCGUCUCUCUGCUGGUCUGCAGGAACGAGCCCAGGCUAUGGUUCGAGAGAAACUGGUGGACUGGAAGGACUUCCUGUUGGUCAAAAGCAAAAGGAACAUAACCAUGGUGUCUUAUCUGGAGGAUUUCCCAGGCCUCGUCCAUUUUAUCUGCGUGGACCGAGCAACUGGCCAAAUGAUUGCUCCAUCACUCAACAUCACAGAGCGCACUACGUCAGAGCUGGGGAAGGGACCUGUGGCUAAAUAUAUUAAAAACAAGGUAUGGGCCCUGGUCAGGACAACCCGCAGCUAUCUGCAGAAGGGUUAUUCCACCGUCACACUCCGUGAUGGAGAUUUCUAUUUCUGCUACUUCCUCUGGUUUGAGAAUGAAACGGGAUACAAGUUACAGCCAGUGGAGAUACCAGUGCUACCUGACGACUCUCCACCCAUUGGGAUGCUCGCCUAUGACUACUACAAUAGGCUGCUGAGGUACUGCAGCAAGAGCCACAAGGGGGAGAAUGUGAAGUGCUAUGAGCUGCUGACUGUCCACCUGGGGGUCAUCCCUACAGAAAUCAUCCUCCAGCACUGCAGGCAACUCGCAAGCAAACUGUGGGAACCCUCACGCAAUCCGCUGCUGUAGAAAGAUCAUUACACUCA